AACAAAUCCCAUAUAGAAAUCUUGACCCUACUAGCUGAGUACCAUCUCCCUUUCUUCUAUCCUACUAGAACUAUCUAGAACAGGUAGAAUGCUAGUCUCUCCUCUUCUUGCAAGGUCAAGGUAAGUCAUGGUAUGUAUGGUGUAUGAAAGUGAUUUCCCAUAUCCACAGGUAUUCUUCUACAGUCACUAAGAGUGAAGCAGGAGCAAAGGAGAAUAAGACCAAAUUUUCAUACUUUAAUUACUUCCAUGGGUUUUCUGUCUCUGUCUUGCUGUGUCUGUCUGAGUUGAGUGUCGGGGUUGGUUUCUGUACGGUUUACUGCACUAAACAUCAUCGAUUAUGGAAAGAUAAAGUAAAGAAGGGAAACAUAAAAAAAAAAAAGGAAAAAGAAGCAAAAGUAGAUGCAACGACGCCUCGAUGCAGGUACAAGACCAGAAAGUAACGAGGAAUAGAAUAAAUUAAAGUAAUGGAACGGAAUGAAUUGAUUGAGUUUAAUACGGUAGUAGGUAGUAGAACUGAGAUGAAAUAAAGUGCGACUAAAAAUGAAGACAUGCGUGGUGAUGCCUGGACGGA
Molecule: messenger RNA, 571 nt
Organism: Aspergillus ochraceoroseus IBT 24754
Lineage: Eukaryota; Fungi; Ascomycota; Eurotiomycetes; Eurotiales; Aspergillaceae
Exons: 1
Coding region: 144-440 (98 amino acids)
Source: RefSeq, a predicted model, not a curated record